Symphalangus syndactylus (siamang) is the source of this 1300-nucleotide messenger RNA. It is a transcript of the gene PGAM2, whose product is annotated as phosphoglycerate mutase 2. Gene Ontology annotation, biological process: glycolytic process. The record is from RefSeq and is a predicted model, not a curated record. Gene Ontology annotation, molecular function: intramolecular phosphotransferase activity. Lineage: Eukaryota; Metazoa; Chordata; Mammalia; Primates; Hylobatidae.
CAGCUCCUCUGGCUCUCCUCCUCUGCCUGCUGAGGGCCCCCUCCCAGCCUGGCUGUCAGUCACAGGAGAAAGGGGUUGGGAUUUUGUUUGUGCCUCUGUCUGAGCAGAGAAUGGCUGAUGAGGCCACUGAGCCUUGCCCUGGAGAGCCCCUCUGUCCCUGCUACCCCCAUCUCCCCUGGCCCAGACUUCUGCCCUUCAUGCCCAUCCCUGACCAGCAGCCCCACUCAGCCUGGGCUCUGGGUGCCAGCUGGUUACAGACAUGCCACCUGAACCCAGGCCAGGAGCUGGUGGAUGCGCGGGGCUAUUUUAAGCACAGCUUCUUGGCCUGCACACUCCCCUGGCCCCCAGCCCCCAGCAGCUCAGCUACUGGUCACCUGCCACCGCCUGGAAUGCUGAUCGGCAGUUGGCUGGGGUGGGGGCUGGGAAGACACUAUUAUAAAGCUGGGAGUGUUGGGAAGCAGCCGUCCCCGUCCAGAGUCCUCUGUGGUCCCUGCUGCCACCAUGGCCACUCACCGCCUUGUGAUGGUCCGGCACGGCGAGAGCACAUGGAACCAGGAGAACCGUUUCUGUGGCUGGUUUGAUGCAGAGCUGAGUGAAAAGGGGACCGAGGAGGCCAAGCGGGGAGCCACGGCCAUCAAGGACGCCAAGAUGGAGUUUGACAUCUGCUACACGUCGGUGCUGAAGCGGGCCAUCCGCACCCUCUGGGCCAUCCUGGACGGCACGGACCAGAUGUGGCUGCCUGUGGUGCGCACUUGGCGCCUCAAUGAGCGGCAUUACGGGGGCCUCACAGGCCUCAACAAGGCAGAAACGGCCGCCAAGCACGGGGAGGAACAGGUGAAGAUCUGGAGGCGCUCCUUUGACAUCCCGCCACCCCCGAUGGACGAGAAGCACCCCUACUACAACUCCAUUAGCAAGGAGCGUCGGUACGCAGGCCUGAAGCCCGGGGAACUGCCCACCUGCGAGAGCCUCAAGGACACCAUUGCCCGGGCCCUGCCCUUCUGGAACGAGGAGAUUGUUCCCCAGAUAAAGGCCGGCAAGCGAGUGCUCAUUGCAGCCCACGGGAACAGCCUGCGGGGCAUUGUCAAGCACCUGGAAGGGAUGUCAGACCAGGCGAUCAUGGAGCUGAACCUGCCCACGGGGAUCCCCAUUGUGUAUGAGCUGAACAAGGAGCUGAAGCCCACCAAGCCCAUGCAGUUCCUGGGUGAUGAGGAAACGGUGCGGAAGGCCAUGGAGGCUGUGGCUGCCCAGGGCAAAGCCAAGUGAGGGGUGGGCUUGGGCAAUAAAGGCACCUUCCCCCACA